Molecule: messenger RNA, 1158 nt
Organism: Cooperia oncophora
Lineage: Eukaryota; Metazoa; Nematoda; Chromadorea; Rhabditida; Trichostrongylidae
Source: the annotation of a GenBank genome assembly
AUGUGUGGGCCAGAGAAAAGAUCAAGAGGGGAUGGACAUUUGGACUCAGUGAGUUUGUCGACUCCACCCAGAAACGUUCACCACAUCUGGUACCAUACGAGGAAGUUGAUAAUAGAAUCAAAGGAGGCCAAUAAGGAAUCAGCCGCUGAAAAUCUUCGAGCGCUCCAACUAUUCGGCAUUUUCAUUGAGCCUCCUGCACACGAACACGACGAGUAUGCUGAAAAAGAGAUGCGAGCCCGCAGAGACCUUGUGCGUACCUAUCGCGCUGAAGCAACGUAUGCGGUGACCAGUGGCAAAUGGUACUUCGAAUUCGAAAUUCUGACAGCUGGGUUCAUGAAGAUUGGGUGGAUGGACGUUGGAGCUUCGCCAGACAUUCAACUUGGCCAUGAUGAUCGAGGAUAUGCCUUUGAUGGCUACCUCGGGCGCAAAUGGCAUCAAGGUGCAGAAAGUUACGGCAAGGAAUGGAAAAUUGGUGACGUUGUCGGUUGCUUCUUGGAUCUCAACGACCGGACUAUUAGCUUCUCACUCAACGGAGAACUGCUCCUGGACCCAUCCGGUUCCGAGAUGGCAUUUGAUAACGUGCUUUGUGGUGACGGUCUCGUUCCAGCAAUGUCUCUUGGAAGUGGUCAAAGAGGCCGACUGAAUUUCGGACAGCAGAGUAAUUCGCUGAAGUUUUUCACCAGCUGUGGUCUGCAAGAAGGAUAUGAGCCGUUUUGCGUGAACAUGUACCGAAUGAUGCCGAUGUGGUUCGCCAAACAAUUGCCUCGAUUUGAAGAUAUCAGCAGUGGGUCACCGCUGGAAAUUUCUCGUAUACCAGCCACUGGAAACAGCCCACCAUGUCUGAAACUUACACAAAAGGCAACGAUCACUGAAAGCGGCCCAUCUGAGAAAGCAACCAUGGAAUACAUACGACUCUCGCUUCCAGUAAAAUGCAACGAGACGUUCGUCAAGAACAAAGAUCGCGAAGCAUUGCGUAGGACCAUGGCUGAAUAUAAGCCAAGGAGUCUGUCUGUAGUAUCGGGAUUCCGAGCGCCAACUAUUCCACAAGAGUUCCAGGAUCAAGUGAAAGACAGAAAGGUGUGUUUAUAUUUACAUCAUAAUUUUCCAUUAGGAUUUUUGGUGCACUAUGGACGGUACUUGGAAGCGUGGCACACUCCA